GAUGCCAAAACUUCUGAUACAAUGAACAUCAAUGAACAUCUUGAAUCAUUGCAACUAAACUUUAUACUUGAUUCAUUCGAACAAGAUGAGAUUAAUAUCUAAUAGAGACUGACUGCUAAAAUCAACUUUGCUAAAUUACCAAGUUUUUCGUGAAUCUGAUGAGCUACGGUGACUCAUUUAUGCGUCGAGUCACAACUGUUUUAGAGCCAAUUUGUGAAAAACGUUUAUUGACAAACCGAAUUAGUUGAAUUUCACUCAAAAUGUUCCUAACUUCACUAGCAAAUUACUUGCUUCUAAUCCUUGGUUAUCCAAAGCUGCAAUUGGAUUCCAAUAAAACAAGUUCAGAAAAAGUCACCGGUACUCAAAGUUAUAUCAAAUUGCAGCCGAUAGACACAUCUUCACAAACUGAAGAGAUGAUAGAAGUUAAAACGUAUAAGCGCCCUUGGGAAGUGAACGGCAAUGAAUCAUUUCCGGCAGAGUUUGAUUGGAGAAACAUGAGUGGGCGGAGUUUCACUUCUAUAAUGAGGAACCAACACAUUCCUGUGUACUGUCCCAGCUGCUGGGCUUUUGCAUCGACCAGUGCAUACGCCGACAGAUACACAAUCUCCAAGUAUAGACAAACGGGGGCUAUAGAUACAUCUUUGGUUCUCUCAGUUCAGCAUAUCCUGUCAUGUGCCAAUGCAGGGAAAUGUGUGCACCCAGUAAACCAUCCUGGUUCAGUACUAUUAGCUUACAAGUACAUGCAUGAGUCUGGUGUGCCGGAUGAGACAUGUAACAAUUACAAAGCAGUGGACCAAGAGUGCAGCGACUUCACUCGGUGUGGCACGUGUUGGAACUUCACCUACUGUCCGCCUGUGAAGGACUAUACCGUGUAUAAAGUGGAUGACUUCGGGUCUCUUCAAGGACGACAGGCGAUGAUGAGUGAGAUAUAUCACCGUGGACCUAUCGUCUGCUCCAUAUUUGCCACAAAAGAGUUCGAGCAAUUCACAGGUGGAACGGUGUAUCAACAGGAAGUACCCAGUGGUCAUUAUGAUCACGUGAUUUCGGUCUCAGGGUGGGGCGUUGACGCUGAGGUGGGCGAAUACUGGAUCAUACGUAACAGCUGGGGAACUUUCUGGGGCGAAAAUGGCUGGGCCAGGUUGCCGACAAGUAAGGCAUUUCCGAAUGAUCCGAAAAAGUGGGGAGGAGAUUACAAUUUGAACGUGGAAACAAGAUGUACAUACGCUGAUCCAAUUUUGAAUUAGUUUUACGGUUACAAGAACAGUUGGAUUGGAAUAAAUUGUCAAAAAGCCUGCAGCUCAAAAUCUGUAUUAUAAAUUUGUAAAUAAAUGUGUGAAAGU
Molecule: messenger RNA, 1340 nt
Organism: Symsagittifera roscoffensis
Lineage: Eukaryota; Metazoa; Xenacoelomorpha; Acoela; Convolutidae
Product: cathepsin Z-like
Exons: 5
Coding region: 261-1244 (327 amino acids)
Cellular component (GO): lysosome
Molecular function (GO): cysteine-type endopeptidase activity
Source: RefSeq, a predicted model, not a curated record